GAGACAUUCACUACAUGACUCAACCUACCAUCUACCAGUUACCUAGUAAUGACAGAACACACUAACAACAAAACUGUUGGAUUUCACGGAAUACUUGAUUACCAUAUUCCCUAACUGCCGGAGAGUUGUAGCUUUUUCAACCAACGGAACUCUGACAGAUGGAUGUGAAGAUGAAAUAUCAAUGACAGAACACACUGGCCACAAAACUAUUGGAUUUCACUGGAUACUUAAUUACCAUAUUCCCUAACUGUGGAGACUUGUAGCUUUUUCAACCAAAUGAAACUCUGACAGAUGGGGGUGAAGAUUAAAUAUCGAUGUUAAAUGCGGAGGCGUAAUGGUGGGGUUGUGUGUGGAUACAUCUGACAGCAGUUGACACAUCAUACGAACAGAAGAAAGAAACGCUAGUGCUUGAGGAUCCAAAUGGUACAAACCCCUGGAUGUGGCUAAUUUGAGGACAAUUAUGAAAGUGAUGUUUUUUGAGUGGUCGCUUGCAAUCCUGCUCUCCAUACAGCUUUUGGUUUUAGCAUCGGAGCUGGAGAUGAUUGACUAUGAGAGUCAACACGUCACCUGCUCAAAGGGUCUCUCGAACUGCACAGUGAAGGCAUGUGCUGGGAUUCCGAUCCAAAAGUGUCCUGUGGAUGUAAAAGGGCUGGCGGGGCAGCCUGUGCUGUGCUGCAGACAGGACACGGCAUGCAGACCUUGCCUACACAUUCGCCUUGACAUCCAGCCCAGAAACGACCAGACAGCAUCGUAUGUGAGUGUGUGUUACACUGUGCCACAGCUAAUAAUGCCUCUGUGCAAAAAGCUCGAGUUCACAGUGAUCCCUGCUGCUCCGGAUGAGCAGGCUUCAUCAAAGCAGGCCUGGCUGUCACUGCUGCUUGAGUCUAAUGCCCUGUCCUUCAGCAGUCAGGUGACUGUGUAUGCUUGCAACCUUCACUCGACUGUGAUGCUUCCGUCAGUGGAUGAAGUGUGUUCAUCCGCCUCACAGGGAGUUGUAGAGGAAUGUGAAGUCCCCAGUUUCAGCACUCUAAUUGAUCCGGAGAGACGUGAGGUGAUGCUGCAAGUCGCAAAGGAAGAGGACAGCCCCUACCAACUAGAAAUGUGCCUACAACAUGAACAUAAUGGAAUGUGCAGGACCUGGAAAGAGAAGUCCCUUCCACUGCACUCUGUCACCCCCUGCAUGUGCUUCCAGUUGUGGUGGGAUAAAGGAGACGAGAGGUCUCGUCGAUCUAGGAGCUGUCCUUUUAGGAACAACACCGAGCUGUUCCAGAGGAACCUAUGGGAGAAUGUGUCCGUAUCUGUGGUGCGAGGCCAGAUGAACAGUGGCGGUGCAAUGCUGUCCUGGAACCUGACUGCCCCCUGUAGGGUGGAGGCUGAAGUGUGGCCCUGCCAGAGAGAUGCAGGCGUGGACAAGGAUAGAUGCAGAGAGCUGGGGGACAUUAGGCAGCGUCUGUCAAAUGACAUAUGGAGGGAACUUGACAGGGGACACUGGCUGAUGCCAGGUGUGUUUGAGGAUGUCAAACCUGGCCUUGAUCUCUGUGUGAUGGUGAAGGUCAAAGGGAAGAACAGUGAGCUUGGCCCCUUCUGUCCCAUUGACUCCAGAUGGUGGCACUGGCGCUGGAGUCUGCUUGUCCUGGUCACCCUGAUGCUCGUCGGCCUAGCAGGAAUUUGUCUCUAUUUCCUGCAUGGCAAACUGAAACGGUGGGCAUGGGAAUGGCACCAGAAGGAGUGUGAUCAACUACCCAUAAGGGGCCACGUGGUGCUGCUGAGCCCGCCGGAUGUGGAUAACUCUGUGUCAGAGCUGGUAUGUGAGCUUGGCUCCUCUCUGCGUGCCAGGGGCCUCAGUGUGUCCGUGGACCUGUGGAGUCGGGCUGAGUUGUGCUCUCUGGGGCCCCUGCCCUGGCUGCACUCCCAGCUGCAGCCCAUGGACAGCCAGGGGGGCCGGGCCUUACUGGUACUGACGCAGGCAGCCUGGAAGAAGGCAGAGGACUGGGGCCAACAGUGGGACGAGCAUGGCCAACAGCGAAGGGACAUAGCCCAGGGAGUGGAGGAGGAGAGGGAGUAUAAGAGGCUUCUCCAGGGCUUGUCCUCCCCAUACGCAGACGUGUUCAGUGCCGCUCUGAGCUGCAUCAAGGUGGACCAGCAGCAAGGGCGCGCUGGAAAGCGUUUCCUCCUGGUCCACUUUGAGGCCCAUUCUGCCAAGCCCCUCAGCAGUGAAAGGGGUCUCCCAGAGCUGUUCCAAGGGCUGCCCUUGUUUCACCUGCCCUCCCAGGGACAGGAGCUCCUUGUUCAGCUGGCCAUAGGGUCUAAAGGGCCCAGGGCUGGUAUAGGUGGAUAGAGGGGCUGAAGGACGCUCUAUUUACGGACUGUCUAAGGGGACUCAGGGUUUGAGGAGACAGUGGGAUACCUGAUGAAGGGGUUUCCCCAUAAGUAUGUUGUCAUUGGAGUGGAGAACAGCUGGGAGACUGUGCCCUUACAGCAGAGCAGUCACCCUGAGGCCUAAUUCCUCCCAACCAUCCAAGCCUGCUCACAUCAUCACCCCAACACCCCCAGCCACUCACUUUACAUUAGCGCUGCAAUACACUGGACGCAACUUGUUGGAUGCAGAACCCUUGGAUUAUACUGUAUGUGGUGAUGUUAUUAAGAGGGCUAGAGUUAUUGAGAGUGUAUGAAACAACAACACAGCUGUCACCUUCUGUACACCUUGAGGAUGGACUUCUAUGUGUGACACUAUUAUAUAAGUUAGAGGAGACCUGGGAACAAAGUAACAGUUUAAGCUUUUGUUUAGUAUGAAAAUAAUAUUUGAUGUAGAUUCAUUAUCUUUUUAUACAAACACACAUAUCUUAGCUAACAUUAUACACUGUAAUGAAGUUUACAAUCUGUAGAAAUUAUGAGAAUAGAAAGGUCAUCACACAGAACAGUAUAUGGCAACUAGAAAUCAAAACUGGAUGGUCUUCAGAGAUAGAUGGGAGGGUUGAGGGUAGCUGAAGGAUGGGACUAAAAACAAACAAAAGAUAACUAAUGUAAAGUAUACUGUGUCUGUAAAAUGUAUAUAUAUAUAUAUAUAUCAUAUAUAAAUGUGUAUAAGCUGGAUGUAGAAGUCUAAGUAUUGUUGUCCAUUAGUUUACUCCAAUUAGGGGAGGGGUGGAAGGGUUAGGGGAAAAAAUACAUAUACAGUAUAAAAUACAUAUAAAUAUAAAAAAAAUACAUAUGCAGUACAAGUCAAAUGUUUGGACACACUUAUUCAUUAAAGGGUUUUUCUUUAUUUGAAUGUUCUAUAUUGUAGAAUAAUAGUGAAGACAUCAAAACUAUGAAAUAACACAUGGAAUCAUGUAGUAUCCAAAAAAAGUGUUAAACAAAUCAAAAUAUAUUUUAUAUUUGAGAUUCUUCAAUGUAGCCACCCAUUUGCCUUGAUGACAGCUUUACACACUCUUGGCAUUCUCUCAACCAGCUUCAUGAGGUAGUCACAUGGAAUGCAUUUCAAAUAACAGUUGCGCCUUGUUAAAAGUUUGUUUGUGGAAUUUCUUUCCUUCUUAAUGCAUUUGAGCCAAUCAGUUGUGUUGUGACAAGGUAGAGGUGGUAUAUAGAACAUAGCCCUAUUUGGUUAAAGACCAAGUCCAUAUUAUGGCAAGAACAGCUCAAAUAAGGAAAGAGAAACAACAGUUAAGACAUGAAGGUCAGUCAAUACAGAACCCUUCGAGAACUUUGAACGUUUCUUCAAGUGCAGUCGCAUAAAACCAUCAAGCACUGUGAUGAAACUGUCUCUCUAGAGGACCACCACAGGAAAGGAAGAAGAAAAGUUCCCUCUGAGGCAGAGGAUAAAUUCAUUAGACUUACCAGCCUCAGAUAUUGCAGCCCAAAUAAAUGCUUCAGAGAGUUCAAGUAACAGACACAUCUUAACAUCAACUGUUCAGAGGAGACUGCGUGAAUCAGGCAUUCAUGGUCGAAAUGCUGCAAAGAAACCACUACUAAACCUCUAUUUUCUUAUUCUUAUUUUUUUACGCAUAAUUUUGGGGGGUAUUUCUGUUUUUUAAAUAUUUAACCUUUUUUCAUUAUAUUCUUAUUUUGUUUUCUUUAUUUUAAUUUAAUUUUAUAAUUAGUUUAAAAAAAUGAACUGCAUUGUUGUUUAGGGCUGUUGUAUUCGGCGCAUGUGAAAAAUAAGAUUUGAUUUGAUUUAAAGAAGUGACUUGCUUGGGCCAAUAAACAUGAGCAAUGGACUUUAGACCGGUGGAAAUCUUUCCUUUUGUCUGAUGAGUCCAAAGUUGCAAUUUUUGCCUCCAACUGCCGUUUCUUUGUGAGAUGCAGAGUAGGUGAACGGAUGAUCUCCGCAUGUGUGGUUCCCACCAUGAAGCAUGGAGGAGGAGGUGUGGUGGCGCUUUGCUGUUUACACAUUCAGUGAUUUAUUUAGAAUUCAAGGCACACCUAACCAGCAUGGCUACCACAGCAUUCUGCAGUGAUAUGACAUCCCAUCUGGUUUGCACUUAGUGGGACUUUCAUUUGUUUUUCAACAGAACAAUGACCCAAAACACACCUCCAGGCUGUGUAAGGGCUAUUUGACCAAGAUGGAGAGUGAUGGUUCUGCAUCAGAUGACCUCCCCGACCUCAACCCAGUUGAGAUGGUUUGGGAUGAGUUGGACCGCAGAGUGAAGGAAAAGUAGCCAACAAGUGCUCAGCAUAUGUGGGAACUCCUUCAAGCCUGUUGGAAAAGCAUUCCUCAUGACGUUGGUUGAGAGAAUGCCAAGAGUGUGCGAAGCUGUCAUUAAGGCAAAAGGUGGCUACUUUGAAGAAUCUAAAAUCUAAAAUAUAUUUUGAUUUGUAAAACACUUUUUUGGUUACUAAAUUAUUCCAUAUGUGUUAUUUCAUAGUUUUAAUGUCUUCACUAUUAUUUUACAAUGUAGAAAAUGGUACAAGUAAAGAAAAACCCUUGAAUAAGUAGGUGUAUCGAAACUUUUGACUGGUACAUGUGUGUAUAUAUAUAUAUAUAUAUAUAUAUAUAUAUACACACACACAUUUUUUAUUAUUUAUUUAAUUUAUUUUUUACAAAACAAUAUAUGGGGGAUUGGAAAUGAUGCAGACAAUUACACACAUAGAAGCCACAAUCUGUAAUAUUGAAGUUGAUAUACCACCUGUGUAUAUAUAUAACAAUAUGUUACUAGGACAAGACGAGUUGUUUACAAUUCAACCAAAAGUGGUGGAAGUGAAUUGUCGCUCUUGUAUUUUUCACAGCUAAAAGUAUUUUAUAUAUAAAAUGUAUAAACUUUGGCUACUCUGUUUUUACCAAUCUGAGUCUUGUGUGAAAAUACAACAAUAACUAGAAAAGUACAUCCUGAAGAAAAUGUGGUGUGCAUGCUAGCUUGUGAAUGAUCAAUUGGUUGGUAGGAUAGGAUAGGCUGAACAUGUAAAAGUUGGUUUGGUGUCUCUAGCUUGAACGGAUCAAGAGUGACUGUUGGUGGGAUAUUUUAUGCCAAUGUAUGGAAAUGUAUACAGCUAACGUAAAAAAUAUUUAAGAAUUUGAAGUAAGGAUAGCCUGAACAUGUGAAAGUUGCUUGGUGUCUAUAGUGUGAAUGAUUCAAGAGUUACUGUUGGUGAGUUAUUGUAACGGCUUUCUUGGUGAGAAGGAGAGUCGGACCAAAAUGCGGCGUGGCUAUUGAGAUUCAUGUUUUAAUAAAACAACUAAACAUGAACACUACAAAACAAUAAACGUGGAAAACCAAAAACAGCCCUAUUUGGUGCAAAACACAGAGACAGGAACAAUCACCCACAAAACCCAACACCAAACAGGCUACCUAAAUAUGGUUCCCAAUCAGAGACAAUGAUUCACACCUGCCUCUGAUUGAGAACCAUAUCAGGCCAAACAUAGAACUAGACAAACUAGACAUGAAACAUAGAAUGCCCACUCAUAUCACACCCUGACCAAACAAAACAUAGAAACAUACAAAGCAAACUAUGGUCAGGGUGUGACAGUUAUUUUAUGCUAAUUCAUGCACAUAUGUGGAAUUAUAGUUCAUACAAGUUUUAAAGAAUUUAAAUUUAGGAUAGCCUGAACAUGAGAAAGUUAGUUUGAUGUCUCUCGCUUGAACGGUUCAAGAGUCACUGUUGUUGAGUUAUUUUAUGCAAAUAUAUGCAACUGUGAAUAGUUAUAAUGCAUGUUUCAACAUUAUUGAAUUGGAUAUUAGGAUAGCCUGAACAUGUGAAAGUUGGUUUGGUGUCUCUAAUUUGAACAGUUUAAAGGUUACUGUUGGUGAGCUAUUUUAUCCUAAUUUAUGCACAUUUAUAUAGUUAUAAUUGAUAAAGAUAUGAAAUCAUUUGAAGUUUAGGAUGCCCUGAAUGGUUUACAGUUGGUCUUAUAGCUUAAAUGACCUAGGAGGAAGACCAUUUUAAAUAGUCACAACUGUAUUACUGUGGUUCUCAUUCCAACCCAUGUUAUUUAUGUAAAUGUUAAAUGCAUAAUGUUUAAAAAGUAAAAAAGGCUAAUGGAGCUUUUAUUAACAUUUAAAACAGUUAUAGUUCAAAAAGUAUACAUGAUCCAAAUUUGAAAUCCAAUCAAUUUAAGUUGGGUCAGUUUGAACAUCUCGACGUUGGUUUGGCAUUGAUAGCUUAAGAAGUGGUGUAAGAGGAGAUAAGUGUCACAUGAAGAUUUUUUUUUUACCAUUCAAGUCCAUGUACCAUUUUCAGUUAAAAAUAAUAAAUGCUACAAAAAAAGA
Molecule: messenger RNA, 6704 nt
Organism: Oncorhynchus masou masou (cherry salmon)
Lineage: Eukaryota; Metazoa; Chordata; Actinopteri; Salmoniformes; Salmonidae
Exons: 15
Coding region: 461-2338 (625 amino acids)
Molecular function (GO): interleukin-17 receptor activity
Source: RefSeq, a predicted model, not a curated record